CCAGUAACGUGAGAGAGAAGGGAGAGUGAAAAAGACGGAAAGGGGGAAGGAGUGUGCGGGAAUUCCUAAGAGCUCUUCUAUGUGCACAGGCUGUGCGUGUGUUUUCUGUGUGCCGGAGUGGGGCAGACCGCAAGAAGCUACUCCAGUAGUGCAUCUCUACGGUGACCUCACUCAAUACCCACGCGAGAAGGAGCCAAUGACAUCAUGCAGCCAUCCACUCUGAAAUAACCACGAGCGCAGACCCUUUACCUACACCAGAAAAAAACUCUCUCCCAAGCGUCGCAUCACACGUGGGAUCCACACUCUCCACUAUCUAAUUCUUCUAUUCGUUUGGGUGCUUGAUAAGGGAUUUACUUCUCUGUUCUUUUUUUUUUUUUUUCUGUGAAAGAUAAAGUCUUAUUAUUAAAAAAAAAAUAAGGCACGAUAGAUGCGUGCUGGGACUUUGACGUUGGUCUGAAAGUUGGAGGAGUCAGAGGGUUACCUUGUUUUGACACAGGUACCAAAUCCAGAAAAGGGAAUUCAUCUAUUUUAAGAACCAAGAAGAAAACGCAAGGAUUGAGAUAGAAGAACAGCAACAGAAGACAAACCAAAAUAUCUGGAGGUUUGUUACAGAACCUCGAUGGACGAUUCCCAGGAUAUAAAUGAGCAGUCAGUAAAGAAAUCGUGCACCGAGUCAGAUGUUACAGAGUCGCAGAAUUCCAGGCCUAUGGAAAUGCAGGACCUAGCAAGUCCGCAUAAUCGUGUGGGUAGUGGAGAUACUUCUGGGACCUCAAAGCUGGACAAGUCUAAUAUUAGCAGCAUCUCCAUCACAACGAAUGGGACAGGAGGAGAGAACAUGACUGUUCUAAAUACUGCUGACUGGCUGCUAAGUUGCAGUGCCCCCUCAUCUGCAACAAUGUCUCUUCUUGCAGUCAAAACAGAGCCCAUGAACAGCAGUGAAACAACAACAACAACCGGGGAUGGAUCGCUUGACACCUUUACUGGGUCAGUAAUAACAAGCAGUGGCUACAGUCCAAGAUCAGCACACCAGUACGCGUCUCAGCUAUAUCCCUCUAAACCCUAUCCACACAUUCUGUCUACUCCGGCAGCUCAGACAAUGUCAGCCUACGCUGGUCAGACUCAGUACUCUGGGAUGCAGCAACCUACAGUUUACACAGCGUACUCGCAAACGGGCCAGCCUUACAGUUUACCAGCCUAUGAUUUAGGUGUAAUGUUGCCAGGAAUCAAGACAGAAAGUGGACUUCCACAAACACAGUCACCACUGCAGAGCGGGUGCCUUAGCUACAGCCCAGGGUUUUCGACUCCACAGCCAGGCCAAACACCAUACUCCUAUCAAAUGCCAGGUUCUAGUUUUACCCCAUCAUCUAGUAUUUAUGCAAAUAACUCAGUCUCCAAUUCAAGCAACUUUAGCACUCCUCAACAGGAUUAUCCCUCUUACACAGCUUUCGGCCAAAACCAAUAUGCUCAGUAUUAUUCAGCAUCAACAUAUGGACCCUAUAUGACCUCAAAUAAUGCUGUGGAUGGCACCUCCUCAUCAUCAACAUACCAAUUACAGGAUUCUCUUUCAGGCUUGACAAAUCAAUCAGGAGAAUUUGACACAGUACAGAGUCCCUCGACACCCAUCAAAGAUCUAGAUGACAGAACGUGUAGAAGUGCUGGGUCAAAGUCCCGAGGAAGAGGAAGAAAAAAUAAUCCUUCACCUCCGCCUGACAGUGACUUAGAGAGAGUGUUUGUUUGGGACUUGGAUGAAACAAUCAUCAUCUUUCAUUCACUGCUCACUGGAUCAUUUGCACAAAAGUAUGGCAAGGAUUCUCCAACAGCUGUGACUCUUGGACUGCGGAUGGAAGAAAUGAUUUUCAACCUCGCCGAUGCACACUUAUUUUUUAAUGAUUUGGAGGAAUGUGAUCAAGUCCACGUAGAUGAUGUUUCCUCAGAUGACAAUGGACAGGACCUAAGUUCUUACAGUUUUGCAACUGAUGGCUUUCGUGCAGCGGCUAGCAGCACCACUCUCUGUUUACCCACUGGUGUCCGGGGUGGUGUGGACUGGAUGCGGAAGCUGGCAUUUCGUUACAGACGAGUAAAAGAACUUUACAAUACUUACAAGAACAAUGUUGGAGGACUUUUUGGCCCAGCUAAGAGAGAAGCCUGGCUUCAAUUGCGUGCAGACCUUGAAGUCCUGACAGACUCCUGGCUCUCAAAUGCACUUAAAUCACUAUCACUCAUUAGCACAAGAAGUAAUAGUGUGAAUGUGUUGGUAACUACGACCCAGCUCAUCCCAGCACUUUCAAAAGUCCUGCUAUAUAGCUUAGGAGGAGUCUUUCCAAUUGAGAAUAUUUACAGUGCAACGAAAAUAGGGAAAGAAAGUUGCUUUGAACGAAUAAUACAAAGAUUCGGAAGAAAAGUAGUGUAUGUUGUGAUUGGGGAUGGUGUGGAAGAAGAACAGGCAGCAAAAAAGAAUAACAUGCCUUUUUGGAGAAUAUCAAGCCAUUCAGAUCUUUUGGCUCUUCAUCAAGCACUGGAACUAGAAUAUUUGUAACUAUUUGCAUCUUGGACAACCUUUUUUAUAUGUAUAUAAAUAUAUAUAUUUUAAUUACACACUGAAUUUGUAUGUGUGAUUGAAUGCCUCUGGCUUUUUACACACAUGGAUUGACUUAAAAAUAGGAAGAAAUAUCUUGAACAAACCAGUGGGAAUGACAAAACAAUUCAGACUGUGGCAAGAGGGGCAAAAAUAAAGACAUAUAAUCUUCAGUGCUGCACAAGUAUAAUUUGUGGUCUUGCAUAAAAGGCAUCUGGUCAAUGGAAGACCACUAGAUCUUGCACCAAAGAAGUUCUAACAAAACAUGUGCAGGACUCUGGCAAAAUCCGACACGUGCUUUCUGAGCGAAGAUGGGGGUGUUCAACAUUCCUCAAUAUGGGAUCUUAUUCUCAGCACUGAGGUGUAAAUCAGAUAUAAACCUACCUAACCCGGAAAAUCUGAAUUUAGAAUGCACUCCAGUUGUAUGAUGACAAUCAUGUCUAGACCUGUAAUUUUUUGUAAAUUAUUGACAACAAAAUAAUAAUAAUUUACUGUGACUUUAUUAGCAGCUGAUUUUGAAAGUGGGUGUAAUGUUUCUGUUUUAUUAUUCUGGAGGUGUGGGGAAGUUUGUAAGAGGCUGGUGAGAUCUGAAAUGGCUAUCAAGCUGCUUAUUAUAUAGGUUUGGCAAUCAGAAUGUGCAUAAUGAUGUGCUGUGCCUUAAAGACAAGACAGUGUUUGUGUGUUACAAUGUAAUUUUGGUUAAAAAAAAAAAAAAGUAGUUACAUGAAAUCUUCGUUGAGAUGAUUUCUUCAUACAUGACCAAACUGAUCUUUAAAACAGGAAAAGCUGCAUCAUCUGCAGCCAUGAUUUGUUGCAGGAAUAAAUAAAAACAACAUGA
Messenger RNA from Spea bombifrons (plains spadefoot toad), 3413 nucleotides. It is a transcript of the gene EYA4, whose product is annotated as EYA transcriptional coactivator and phosphatase 4. NCBI's taxonomy places the organism in Eukaryota, Metazoa, Chordata, Amphibia, Anura, Pelobatidae. Bases 620 to 2536 code for a protein of 638 amino acids. The record is from RefSeq and is a predicted model, not a curated record. Gene Ontology annotation, cellular component: nucleus. Gene Ontology annotation, molecular function: protein tyrosine phosphatase activity. The transcript has 20 exons. Gene Ontology annotation, biological process: negative regulation of extrinsic apoptotic signaling pathway in absence of ligand; positive regulation of DNA repair; cell differentiation.